Molecule: messenger RNA, 570 nt
Organism: Gaeumannomyces tritici R3-111a-1
Lineage: Eukaryota; Fungi; Ascomycota; Sordariomycetes; Magnaporthales; Magnaporthaceae
Exons: 1
Coding region: 1-570 (189 amino acids)
Source: RefSeq, a predicted model, not a curated record
AUGACACCACUUCGGUCAGAAGCGGCUGCAAGCCUUACGAGACAAGCACCACCCAUCACGCAGGUCGACCUUGUCGCUUUCCACCGCAGGCACUUCUCCGGACACGCCAUGGACCACUUCUCGUCUCACUUCAUGCCACCCUGCCAACAAGCCACCACGCAGGACGAGACAGAAGAGGACGGCCUGGGGCACUACGCCGACGGCGUGAAGCGCACACUCACGGAUGAGCAGAUCGAGAUGUUUCAACACUCGGAGCUUGAGGCCCUACGCAAGAAGAACACGUACUUUCCUGCAGGGUCCUGCCUCCAAGAGGGCGCACCCACCACAUCCGGAGAUGCCGCGGACGCGGACACGGAAGGUGACAUUGACUUGGCUGUGGCCCCCCGCAAGAAAAAAAAGCGCGGCAAGGGAAGAAACCGCAAGCCCGAGGUCAAGGUCGACCUGCGCAAGAGAACCUGGGACGUCGUCGACACAAGUCUCCACAGUCUCGACUACGGCGACCAAGAGCAACCAAGCGUGCCAGCAACGGCAACUACGAAGCGUCGCCACAUAUCCUACGAUGAUGGCUGA